Cryphonectria parasitica EP155 is the source of this 426-nucleotide messenger RNA. RefSeq lists its product as uncharacterized. Lineage: Eukaryota; Fungi; Ascomycota; Sordariomycetes; Diaporthales; Cryphonectriaceae. The record is from RefSeq and is a predicted model, not a curated record. The annotation marks the transcript as partial. The transcript has a single exon.
UCUCGCGUUCGCAAACCCUCCUCUGUCCCAAAAAGUACCCAAGAUCGAAAUCUCUUGGUUUCCCGCCUCUUGGAGAAUUUUGUCGAGAUGCCCGUCUGUUCCUAUUGCGAGGGGCGCGGUUUCGGAUCCUGCAAGGUGUCUCCCGGAGACUCUUCUCGUUGCAUCGAAUGUGUUCGUCUGGGUCGCUCCAAGUGCGACGUCAUGGGUCCUUCCCCUGAGGAGCUUCGCAAUAUCGCCACCCAACAUCGAAAGUUGGAGGACGAGAUUGAGAAGAGGGAGACCGAGCUUCUCCGUCUGCGUCAACAGAAGCGGAUGUGGUCCGAGAAGAUGAAACGUGCCCUGCGUCGUGGUAUUACUCGCGUGGAAGAAUUGGAUCGUGUGGAGGCUGAAGAGCGCGAGGCCGAGCGUCGUGCCGCGGAGGAGGAG